ACUUACUUUGCCAAAUUGCCCCGUGUGGGGCAAGCUGGCAAAGUGCACGGGGCAAAUCGGCAAACGUCUUGGAGGUAGCCCGUUUUUGAGGAUUUUGAAAAGAUUUUUACAUGGAUCAAUAGAGGAAAGUCUAACUCAUAUGUCUGCAGAAGCUUGCAGAAAAAUUUCAGAAAUUAAGAGAAUUACGAUUAAAAUACUGCAAGGUGGUAGAAUUUCGUGCCAAUUUACCCCACUCCACUCUACUAUGAAAGAUGAAACAUAGCUUUUUAGCGGCUAAAUUAAGCAAAGAAACGGAAAAAAUAUGUCUUGGCUGGAAAUCAAACCCAGGACAUCGAUUAAGAACAGUAAUGCUCUAACCGCUGAGCUACCGAGAAACAAUCUUCAACGUACUUUUUCUGAGUGAAUGAUCUUAUUUACCGAAAUUUGUACCGUAGCGAUACCUCAUCCGAGGCAAAUUCCACUACAUAUAUCUACCGAAGAUUUAUUGUGCCAUUUGUUCGAAAAAAUUUUGAAUUAUCACAAUUGUUUUAUAUUCUUUCUAUUAAUUUAGAGAUGGUCAGCACAACAACAAAUAAGAAAACCAACGAUUAGCGCACUAACAAAAACUUCUCAGAGAUUGGAUGAAAAUACAAUAGAAAUGGAAGAUUUAGGAAACGAUGAACAAGAUUACGAUAUAACUGAAGAAGUAAAACAACAAAAUGAGUUGAAAGUAAAUGCCAAAGAAAUUGUAGAAUUCAUGACAGCAGCUUGGAGUAUGAAAAUACCAGAACUAAUUAUAUCUAUUACUGGCUCUAAUGAGCAACUACGAGGUGUUCCACUUCGAAUACGAAAUAUUUUUAAAAAAGAUUUAAUUUCUGUAGCUCAAAUGACAAAUUAUGAAAAUCUUGAAAACGUUGGCCAACAAAGCGCAAAAAAACAAAAAGUUUAUGGACUGGUAAAAACAAGAAAUGGUGAACAACAAAAAGAAACAGAUCUCAAUUCCUAUCAUACACAUUUUUUAAUGAUGGAUGAUGGUCGAGUUACUACGAAUGAUUGGAAAUUAGCUGAAGAAAAUGUAAAAUGUCGAGCUGAACUAGUUUUUCCUAUAAGAACAGAAAUAGAGCAACAGUGUCGAAAUAUGCUCAAAAUACCCAAUAUCGAACGAUGUAUUAACCGUGUAGUCACACGAAUAUCAGAUUUGACUAGGAGAAUGGACUGCAUUUCACAAAAACAAAAUGUAGAUAUAAUUGCUCAAAUUCAUAAAGAUUUAUCCAUGAUAACCGAUAUCAUUGAUACAGAAACAGAAGCAAAAAACAGAAAAAUUCGAAGUUUGCAUGGAGUUAAACGGCAAACAGCUGUUUUACUAUAUAGAAUACAAAAUUUGAAAGAUGCACUUACUGAUGUAAUGCAGAAUGAUCAAGAUCAAAGAAAAGAGUUUGCAAAAAACCUCUUGGGUACAGGAGGAGCUAGUGAUAUGCUUGCUACAUUAUACGAAGUUCUCUAUGGAAAAGAAAUACUCAGAUCCGAUUAUAUUUAUCAUCAACAAAUUCGAAAUAAAAACAAGGAAUAG
Didymodactylos carnosus is the source of this 1549-nucleotide messenger RNA. The record is from the annotation of a GenBank genome assembly. NCBI's taxonomy places the organism in Eukaryota, Metazoa, Rotifera, Eurotatoria, Philodinida, Philodinidae.